AGAAAAGACCCCAAAAAAAAUACAAAGAAAUGAGCGAAGAUCAGGUAGAGAAACCUACAACUAAUGACGUAAAAGAAGAGGCCAAGAAGAUUCCGGCGACGCAGGGAGGCGUUGACGCGGCUGAUGACAAAGAUAAAGGUGUUGUCACCGAGGCCUCUGGUGGACAGGCGGAGGGAGAAGUAAACCAGAAAAAUGUGGUGGCAAAUCCUCCGGCAUCGGAAGGAACUAUUACGAUCGGAGAGGCUCUAGAGGCAGCGGUUCUCACGGCAGGGAAUAAGCCGGUGGAGUGGAGUGACGCAGCAGCCAUACAAGCGGCUGAGGUUAGAGCCACGGGACGGACCAACAUCAUGCCGGGCGGUGUUGCCGCUUCUGCUCAGUCAGCUGCCACUCUUAACGCUCGAGCUAACUCCGAUGAUGAAAAGACUACGCUAGCCGAUGUUCUCACUGGAGCGAGAGGUAAAUUACCAUCAGACAAACCAGCAACGAGGAAAGAUGCGGAAGGAGUGACAGGAGCAGAGAUGAGGAACGAUCCACAUCUCACUACUUACCCAACCGGAGUGGCUGCCUCUGUUGCUGCGGCUGCUCGGAUUAAUCAAUCCAAGUGAUACCAUUCUUCUUUCUUGGAACCUUACUGAGAUGCCAAGCAUAUAAACUUAACUUAUACAUGUUUGUAUAUAUAUUGAUGUACAUAAGAUUUUCAAGCUUUUUUUUUUACUGUACCUAUUUGAAACAGACGCCAGCUACAUUAUAUAGUUCAAUGAAUAACCAAGAAGAUCAAAAUGAAUACAUACUACAUUAGUUAAAACAAACAUGGUAAACGACCAGCAAUAUGGAAGCUGUCAGAACCAACAAAAAAUUCUAAUGGUGUAGUGUAUCCUCAGCGGGAAAGAAUGAAGAACAGUCCCAUGAGCACAGAGAGAUAAAACAGCACACAAUAAAUCAGCACAAGCUAAAACACAAAAAAAAAAA
Messenger RNA from Brassica oleracea var. oleracea, 969 nucleotides. RefSeq names its product late embryogenesis abundant protein D-34. The transcript is spliced from 3 exons. Lineage: Eukaryota; Viridiplantae; Streptophyta; Magnoliopsida; Brassicales; Brassicaceae. Bases 30 to 605 code for a protein of 191 amino acids. The record is from RefSeq and is a predicted model, not a curated record.